This is a messenger RNA of Macrobrachium nipponense, 2484 nucleotides long. RefSeq lists its product as uncharacterized. Lineage: Eukaryota; Metazoa; Arthropoda; Malacostraca; Decapoda; Palaemonidae. Bases 1 to 2484 code for a protein of 827 amino acids. The transcript has a single exon. The record is from RefSeq and is a predicted model, not a curated record. Gene Ontology annotation, biological process: DNA integration. Gene Ontology annotation, molecular function: nucleic acid binding.
AUGACGGUCAAUCAUAAUCAGGCUAUGUAUGCUGGCCCAUCACUCAAUCAGAAGAUAACGUCUGCAAUGCUUCAUUUGAGAUUCGGAUCUAAAUUACUGAUCUUCGAUAUUAAGAAAGCAUUCAAUCAAAUAGCACUCAGUGAGCUUGAUCAGCAGAAGUUACUCUUUUUGUGGUAUAAGAAUGUUAAGAAAGGGGAUUUCUCUAUAAUUGCCUACAAAAAUGUUCGUCUUCCUUUUGGACUUCGAUGCAGUCCUACAAUUUUGAUGUUGGCUCUUUUCAAAAUUUUAGUACUGGAUAGCAAGAAUGAUAAUCCUAGACUAAGAAAUGCAAAAUGGAUAAUGUAUCAGCUCUUCUAUAUGGACAAUGGUGGAUUUACUUGUGAAUCAUCCGAAACCUUGAAUUGGAUGUAUGAGAUUUUACAGGAUGUUUUUAGUCCUUACAAAAUUGAACUACAGCAGAUGUUUUCUAAUGAUUAUACACUACAAGAUAAAAUUGAUGGAGAAAAUAUGCAAUCGGAUGUAGGAUGCAAGAAAUCUGAGAUGGAGGUGAAAUUACUUGGGAUGAUCUGGAAUCGUAGGAGUGAUACAAUUUCAAACAGGAGCUUGUGCCUUGAUGAGAAGGCUACUACAAAGAGGGAAAUUUUGCGAUCCAUUGCAUCUAAUUAUGAUGUUUUCAACAUAAAUGGUCCUCUUCUUAACAGAGCUAGACUUUUUAUGCAGGACUUACAAUGUGAGAGAACGCUCGGAUGGGAUGCACAACUCAGAGACUUUCAACAAAAGGAAUGGAGAAAUAUUGCAAAUCAAGUAAAUUCUGGUCCUGUUUUUGAGCUUCAGAGAUGUGUUGGUGAAAGGACAGAUGAAUAUAAACUUGAGGCUUAUGUUGAUGCUAGCAAAAGAAUUUAUGGAGUUGUUGUAUAUUUAUGCAAUAUGAGAAGUGGUGAAAGAAGCUUUGUAUUAGCGAAAAACAGACUCAUUGGACCCAAAUUGCAUGAAAAGUCCAUUCCUUCACUCGAAUUACAGGCUAUUUGUUUGGGUACAGAGGUUUUGUUGGAUACCUAUAAUGAACUGAGUGGCACACAGUGCCUGGUGCCCAUCAAAAUAGUUGACUUGGAGCUAUUCUCAGAUAGUUUUGUUGCCCUGUCGUGGCUUAAGUCCUUUUCUCAUAAGUUUGAUAAAAUGCAGAAAAGGUCAGUGUUCGUAAUGAACAAACUGAAUCAUAUAACAAAGCUAUGUGAGGGGAGAAGUGUUGGAUUCUCAUUCGUGAGUGGAAUGGACAACCCAGCUGAUAAAAUUACACGAUGUCUGUCAUUCAAAAGUUUAAUGAAGUCUAAUUACCAUAAGGGUCCCAAUAUACGUGAUCUCGAUCAAGCUAGUAAAAGUGACAUUUUAGGUUUUAAGAUACCAAUGGUCGAGAAUUUAGAAACCAUUGAGGCAUAUAGUGCAUCAACCAGUGUAAAAGAAAGCCAAACUGUAAAAUUAGAGCACUUAAUACCUCUAGAUAGAUACUCAAAUAUGGAUAAGUUGAUAUCUAUACUUGCGAAAGUUCUGGAAUGCUGGCAUCGAUGGAAAGGGUUUAUAAACAAGUCACAUAGCUUUGAUAAGAAGGACCUCCGCUCUAUGGCUUUGACUCAAAUCAUCUCUAGGGAUCAACAAAUAAAUUUUCCAGAUGUUAUUGACUAUUUAAGUAGCAACUCUAAAACCAAGAUGGCUAUGCCUAAUUUGAUAUCACAAUUGAAUUUGUAUCCAGACACUAAUAAUUUAAUAAGAGUGAAUUGUAAAUUUAAUGAGAGGCGCAGUGUAACCAACCAAACUUAUCCUAUUCUUUUAUCAAGAGAGAGUACUCUAACAAAACUUAUUAUAUUGGAUGAACAUUUGCUUUUGAAACAUGCUGGUUGCUAUGCCCUUUUGACAGAAUUACGUAGGAAAUUCUGGAUACCAAAAUUCUUCUCUACAGUUAAGAGGAUUCUGAAGGAAUGUGUUGUAUGCCGGAGAUAUAACCAAAGACCUGUCAAACUUAAUCAAUCAGCCUAUAGGGAAUUUAGAUUGAGUCCAUCUGAUAAACCCUUUGGUAAUGUAUACCUUGAUUAUUGUGGUCCAUUUUAUGUGAGACAAGGGAAAGAUAAAGUCAAGGUUUGGAUCCUUGUUAUUUCAUGCAUGUUCACACGAGCAGUUAAUCUUAAGAUCUGUAUGGAUAUGACAGUGGAAGAAUUUUUGCGUGCUUUGUCACUGCAUUCUUUUGAAUAUGGAGUCCCUCAGUUUAUAGUAAGUGAUUUGGGUACGCAAAUAGUAGCAGGAGCCAAUAUUGUUCAGGAUUUCCUGAAGGAUGCUGAGACUGUUCAGUAUUUAACUGAUAAUAACGUUGAGAAAGUCCAUUUUCAGCAGUACUAUAAGGGUUGCAGCCAGCUUGGAGGAUUGGUUGAGAGCGUAGUCAAAAUGACCAAGCAUAUGAUACAGAACUCAAUCAAAAAUUCAAAAACAUUCUAA